This is a messenger RNA of Adelges cooleyi (spruce gall adelgid), 895 nucleotides long. Its product is annotated as protein dj-1beta-like. The transcript has 6 exons. NCBI's taxonomy places the organism in Eukaryota, Metazoa, Arthropoda, Insecta, Hemiptera, Adelgidae. Gene Ontology annotation, cellular component: nucleus; cytosol. Gene Ontology annotation, molecular function: protein deglycase activity. Gene Ontology annotation, biological process: protein deglycation, glyoxal removal; guanine deglycation, glyoxal removal. The record is from RefSeq and is a predicted model, not a curated record. Bases 179 to 736 code for a protein of 185 amino acids.
GGGUAAUCACAGAUUUUAGAUAUAUGAAAUCAUAUAAAUUCAUUAUUCAUAUUAUAAUCUGUGUAAUAACUAAUAACUAUAUAAUUCCAACUUCAGAGUUCUGCAAUAACAUCUAGUUUGUUAAUUUGUCGUAGAGACUGGAUUUCGUUGAGGACACUUUGUAAUAACACAUUGUACCAUGUCAGGAAAAUCGGCCCUGUUUAUUGUAGCUGAAGGAAGCGAGGAACUAGAAUUGAUCGCUCCCGUUGAUAUCCUUCGCCGUGCUAAUAUUAAUGUUACCAUUGCUGAUUUAACAGACUCUGAACACGUCAAGACUAAAUCUAACGUUCUUAUAAAAACUGAUGCCAAAUUAAGCGAUGUAAAGUGUAAUAAAUAUGAUGCUAUUGUUAUUCCUGGUGGUCCGUCAUAUAAAACUUUAGCUGCUGCUAGUGUGGUUGGAGAAAUAUUGAAAACACAUGAGCAAGCUGGUAGUGUUAUUGCUGCUAUUUGUGCUGCACCGUUCGUAUUGUAUAAACAUGACAUCGCUAAAGGAAAAAAUUUGACUUCUUAUCCAAGUGUUAAAAGUGAUAUUGAGGGUGCAUACAAUUAUAAAGAAGAUUCUACUGUUGUCGAUGGAAAAUUGGUAACAAGUCGUGGACCCGCUACUGCAGUUGAAUUCGGGUUACGCCUUGUAGAAGUUUUGCUAAACAAAGAAGAAAAGGAUAAAGUUGCAAAGGGAAUUCUUUAUCCUCUUUAAAUGCAAUGUACUUGAUUUUUUUGAUAUUCUAUGAAGUAUCAUAGAAUAUAUAAUCAUUAUCAUUAAUUAUAUAGGAAUUAUUAUAAAUUACUUAUGAGAAAAACCUGUUAAAUAUUUAAAAUGUCUACAAUUAAAAUGAAUGAAUUUAUUAAGUUUAAA